This is a messenger RNA of Spathaspora passalidarum NRRL Y-27907, 2100 nucleotides long. It is a transcript of the gene NOG1, whose product is annotated as putative GTPase. The transcript has a single exon. Gene Ontology annotation, biological process: ribosomal large subunit biogenesis. Gene Ontology annotation, molecular function: RNA binding; GTPase activity; GTP binding. NCBI's taxonomy places the organism in Eukaryota, Fungi, Ascomycota, Pichiomycetes, Serinales, Debaryomycetaceae. Gene Ontology annotation, cellular component: nucleolus. Bases 455 to 1978 code for a protein of 507 amino acids. The record is from RefSeq and is a predicted model, not a curated record.
AGCUACAAGUAGUUCUUUACUCAGUUACCUACCCAUAAUCAUAAUCAAAAUGCAACUUUCAUGGAAGGACAUACCUACUGUUCCAACUGCCAACGAUAUGUUGGACAUUGUCUUGAACAGAACCCAAAGAAAGACUCCAACUGUCAUUAGACCUGGGUUUAAGAUCACUCGUAUUCGUGCUUUCUAUAUGAGAAAAGUUAAGUUUACCGCUGAAGGAUUCACCGAAAAGUUUAACGAUAUCAUAAGUGGAUUCCCUAAUAUCAACGAUGUUCAUCCUUUCCAUCGUGAUUUAAUGGAUACUUUGUAUGAAAAGAAUCAUUAUAAGGUUUCCUUAGCAGCUGUUUCCAGAGCCAAGACCUUGAUUGAACAAGUUUCUAGAGAUUACGUUAGAUUAUUGAAGUUCGGUCAAUCUUUGUAUCAAUGUAAACAAUUAAAGCGUGCAGCCUUGGGUAGAAUGGCCACCAUCACCAAGAAAUUGAAGGAUGCUUUCAUUUAUUUGGAACAAGUUAGACAACAUUUGGGUCGUUUACCAAGUAUUGAUCCAAAUACCAGAACUUUAGUUAUCUGUGGUUACCCUAAUGUUGGUAAGUCUUCUUUCUUGAGAUGCAUCACCAAGGCUGAUGUCGAGGUUCAGCCAUAUGCUUUCACCACUAAAUCUUUAUAUGUUGGUCACUUUGAUUACAAAUACUUGAGAUUCCAAGCUAUUGAUACCCCAGGUAUCUUGGAUAGACCAACUGAAGAAAUGAACAAUAUUGAAAUGCAAUCUAUUUACGCUAUUGCUCAUUUAAGAUCUUGUGUUUUGUACUUUAUGGAUCUUUCCGAACAGUGUGGUUUCUCAAUUGAAGCCCAAGUUAAGUUAUUCCAUUCCAUCAAACCUUUAUUCGCUAAUAAGUCCGUUAUGGUUGUCAUGAAUAAGUCCGAUAUUAUCAAGGUUGAAGACUUGGAUGCUGAAAGACAAGAAUUAUUGAAGUCCAUCAGCACUGUCCCUGGUGUUGAAAUCAUGGAUGCUUCUUGUCACGAAGAAGAAAAUGUCAUGAAGGUUCGUAAUCACGCUUGUGAAAAAUUGUUGACUGCCAGAAUUGAACAGAAAUUGAAGGGUACUGCUCGUGUUAACAACGUUUUGAACAAGAUUCACGUUGCUAAGCCACAAGCUCGUGAUGAUGUUGAUAGAGCUCCAUACAUUCCUGAUGCCGUUAAGGAAUUGGGUAAAUAUGAUGUCAAUGAUCCAAACAGAAGAAAAUUGGCUAGAGAUAUUGAAGCUGAAAACGGUGGUGCUGGUGUUUUCAACAUUAACUUGAAGGACAAGUACUUGUUGGAAGAUGAAGACUGGAAGAAUGAUGUCAUGCCUGAAUUCUUGGAUGGUAAGAAUGUUUACGAUUUCUUGGACCCAGAUAUCGCUGCUAAAUUGCAAGCAUUGGAAGAUGAAGAAGAAAGAUUGGAACAAGAAGGUUUCUAUGAUUCUGAUUCUGAUAUCGAAGAUGAAGAAACUGAAGAAAUCAGAGAAAAGGCUGAUUGGAUUAGAAAUAAACAAAAGACUAUGAUUAUCGAAGCAAGAAAUAGAAAGUCCUUGAAGAAUAAAGCCAUUAUGCCAAGAGAUCAAGUUAAGAAAUCAUUUGGUGAAAUGGAAGAACAUAUGUACAAUAUUGGUCAUGAUACUGAUAAGUUGAGAGAAAAGGUCGGUAAGGGUAAGAAGAAUGAAGGUAAAGCAUUAUCUGGUGUUGAUAUCUUGAAGAAGAACCAAGGUAUACAAGCCUCUAGAUUGGCCAAGAAGAAGAUGGCUGCUCAUCAAAGCGAUCGUCUUAAUGACGGUUUGGCUGAUGGUGCAUUGAGAUCUCAAGCUGAAAGAUUGGCCAAGAUCCAAAGAAGAGAACGUAAUAGAAUGGCCAGACAAGGUGAAGGUGAUCGUCAUUCUACUGCUAUGUUACCUAAGCAUUUGUUCAGUGGUAAGAGAGGUAUUGGAUCUACUGAUCGUCGUUAGAAGUGGUGUCCUUUUUUAUUAUUGUACAUUAUUUGUUUGUUUUUAAUAGUUAGAUAUUUCAUAGGUAGAGAUAAUGUCUGAUAAAAUUUGAAAUUUUAAAAUCUGUCGAAUAGUAGUGUGAC